Messenger RNA from Neltuma alba, 1917 nucleotides. Its product is annotated as putative disease resistance RPP13-like protein 1. The record is from RefSeq and is a predicted model, not a curated record. The coding region runs from base 1 to 1917 and encodes 638 amino acids. The transcript is spliced from 2 exons. Gene Ontology annotation, molecular function: ADP binding; protein binding. Lineage: Eukaryota; Viridiplantae; Streptophyta; Magnoliopsida; Fabales; Fabaceae.
AUGGCUGCUGAGCUUGUGGGUGGAGCAUUUCUCUCUGCUGCUCUUCAAGUCGCUUUUCAAAGGCUGGCUUCUUCUGACGUCACUCACUACUUCCGACCAAGAAACCUCAAGGAUAGCGUGCUCAAGAAGCUUCACAUCACCCUCAUUUCUGUGAAUCAAGUGCUUGAUGGUGCAGAAGCAAGGCAGUACACAAACCCAAAUGUGAACAAGUGGCUUCACGAGCUCAGGCAUGCGGUGUAUGUCGCGGAUGACCUCUUAGAUGAGAUUGCUACUGAGGCAACCAGGCUGAAGAUCAAAACUGAGAGUCAAUCUGCUACCAGUAAUGUACGAGGCAUCUUUACUUCUUUUGUUAAUCAGUUUGAAAAACACAUCGAAGAAAGAAUCCAGAAAGUGCUUGAUGAACUGGAGUUCCUUGCAAAACAAAAGGAUGCGCUGGGAUUGAAGAAAGGCUCUGGUAGUGAUAGUGAAGCUGGAGUUGGUGUUAAACUAUCCGCCAGACUGCCAACUGCAUCUUUGGUUGUUGACCCUCUUACUCAGCUAGUGUACAAUAAUGUAAGGAUAGAGGAUCAGUUUCAACUCAAAGCUUGGGUAUGUAUUUCAGAAGAAUUUGAUGUUGUUAGAAUCACAAAAACAAUACUUUCCGCAUUUGAAUGUUUCGUAACUGGAUAUGAAGACCUAAAUCAGCUUCAGCUGAAAUUGAAGGAGAAAUUGGUGGGGAGGAAAUUUUUGCUAGUUCUUGAUGAUAUUUGGAAUGAGCGCCAAUCUGAUUGGGAAGCUUUGCAAGUUCCUUUUUUCUAUGGGACAUCAGGAAGUAAGAUCAUUGUUAAAACACGUAGUGAAAAAGUAGCACUAGUUGUCUGCUCUAGUAGAGUAUACCGCUUGGCCUUAUUAAAUGAAGAAGAUGGUUGGAAAUUAUUUGCAGAAUAUGCAUUUAGAAAUAAGGAUGACAGCAUGAGGACAGAUCUUGAAUCAAUAGGUAAAAUGAUUGUCCAAAAGUGCAAAGGGUUGCCUUUAGCUAUAAAAACAUUGGGUGGCCUCUUGCACACGAAAUCAUCAGAGAAACAAUGGAAUGAAAUCCUUAAUUGUGAGAUAUGGCAGUUGUCAGAUGAUGAGAGCGAUAUAAUGCCAGCUUUAAGAUUAAGCUACCAUUACCUUCCUUCUUAUUUAAAGCGGUGUUUUGCAUUUUGUUCUAUAUUUCUAAAAGACUAUCCAAUUGAGAAGGACUCUCUAAUCCUCAUGUGGAUGGCCGAAGAUUUGUUGCAUUGCCAUCAAGGAAAUAAAAAUGUGGAAGAAAUGGGAAUUCAAAUCUUGGCUGAACUGGAAUCAAGGUCAUUUCUCCAAAAGUCAACAACGCAUAAUGCGUAUAUCAUGCAUGAUCUUGUAAAUGAUUUUGCAAAAUCAACAUCUGGACAGUUUUGUUUAAGGAUUGAGGAUGGUAAUGUGCGAAACAUUCAUAAAAAUGUUCGCUACUGUUCAUACUCAGCUUCACGUGAUAGCAGUGAAAUAUUACUAGAGCCUUUUCAUGAGUGUAAACAAUUACGAUGUUUUGUGUCAUUAAAACGAGUACCAUUCUCCAUUAAGGAGGGUAAGGAUGAGGGUAAAAUAUUAUCCAAAUUUAAGCACUUGAGAAUUUUGAGUUUGAGAAGCAUUAAAACUAUUACUAAAUUAAGUGUUGGCAUGAACAACUCCAAGCACCUCCGUUAUUUAGACCUUUCUGACACCAGAUUUGAUCAAGUACCAGAUUCAAUUUGUAAAAUGUACAAUUUGCAAACUUUGAAAUUGUGUGGGUGCAUUCAGCUUGUUGAGUUACCUCUGGAAUUGGACAAGUUGGUGAAUCUGCAUUAUCUAGACCUUUCUAAAACUAUGAUCAGCAAGUUACCCGAUUCACUCUGUAAACUGCCUAAUUUGCAAACAUAG